GUCAGCUUCACUGAUUUCAAGAAUUUUAUCUUUAAUAUGCGAAACCCCAGCCAGGAAAUUGCUCUCAAACUAUUUGAUAUCGUACAUAAACGGCAUAACCAAAGCGAUAGAAAUAAUAUCCUAGGUGAUCAGUUUUGCAGUACGGCAAAAAGAUGGCUCAUACUUGCCGUGAAAUACAAAUUCAGGCGACUCAGCGAAGCGAUAAUCCAGAUUCAUAGUAUAAAAACAUUAUUAAUUAAGGAAGCCAUGGCCAAAGUAGCUAUUGUUAACUGGGAUAAUCUUUUCUGUGAAUAG
Molecule: messenger RNA, 294 nt
Organism: Aspergillus vadensis CBS 113365
Lineage: Eukaryota; Fungi; Ascomycota; Eurotiomycetes; Eurotiales; Aspergillaceae
Exons: 1
Source: RefSeq, a predicted model, not a curated record